UUUUUAAAUCUACUUAAUGGCGGAUGCGCUUGCGUGAUGCCGGUUUCGUGUUAUUAUUGCAUGUAGUUUGGCGUCUUUUCCUGUGGAAUUGUGAUAUCAUUGAUUUUACGCGUUCACACAUAUUCGCCGGAUAAUCACCAUGGUGGCGCAGAAGAAAGGUCGCGGCGCUAAAAACCAGGCAGCUAAGGCUAAGGCCGCCGCCCAAGCCGCCGAAGAACAAGCUCCCGAGAUGGAAACCACUGAACCCGUAGAAGCUGAAGAUAACAAUGGUGAAGCCGAACAAGCAGAGGGCGGCGAUGACACGGCGGCCGGCGACUCAAGCAUCGCCGAGACCGGCGGGGAGGGCGACACGAGCCAAGAGAACGCCGACGGCGACGCCGGCGAAGAAAAGAAGGAGGACAAAGUGGAGUCUGGUAAAAUACUAGUUGAGAACCUCCCGUCGACCUACCUGUUCGACUACCAAGACAAACUCAAGGAGUUGUUCUCAAAACAUGGAGAAGUUACCAAUGUCAAACGUGGUCCAAUCAUUGUAACUGAACUGACCACAACUCCGACAUUAUCGGCAAUAGUCGAAUUCAAAAACAAAGAGUCUCUGGAAAAGGCACUGACCGAGGAGGGCACGCUGCUGGAUGGCAACAAGAUCACCGUCUCGGUGGAGUCUCGCGCCGAGACCGCUGUGCUGGUGGGCGUGCCCUACGAGGCUAGCACUGAGUACGUCAAGUUGCUGUUCUCGCAGUGCGGCGAGGUCGCGCAUAUACACGAGUUCAGCAAGACUAAGUACAAAAUACCUUUGUGUUUAACAGUGCGAGUGACAUUCCAAGACAAGGAGAGCGUGGACAAGGCUCUGAAGCUGGACCGAGAGCUACGCAUCAACGGCUUCCUCGUCACUGUUUCCAAGUACCGUGAUGAGGACGAACAGAAGGCGCACAACGCCGCCAAUGUUAACAAGAACAAGCGGCAGCACCCGAACCAGCAACAGAACCGCAACAACACCAACACCAACACUAACGCCAGCCCGAACUCCAACCGCGCUAACAACUUCCGUGCUCGCGGCGGAGCAUUCAACGCGAGGGGCAACUUCAGAGGAGCCCGCGGUCGCGGCGGGUUCGGCGGUCGCGGCGGCACGUUCCCGCGCGGCGGCUUCGCGCCGGUCAACACCUACAUGCCGCCGCAGGGCUUCAUGGGCCGCCCGAACUACCUGUAGAACAUUACACCAGUAAGUCCAAGCAGGGUGGGUUCAUGAACGACGGCCAGCGGCCGAACAAGCGGCUCCGGCAGAUGUAACUAUUUUGUAAAGACAAGAUCCCGUGUCGUGCGUCGUCCUCCUAUGUUCGUGUGUGUGAGUGUGAAGAGCGCCCUAUCAGAGACUUCUACAGUGACAUGUUUUGCAGUAUCAGUAAUAAACAAAUAAAUCUAGCUAAUUGUAUUUACUAAGUACAUGAAAUAAAAUAAAAUAAUUGUAAGCUAAUGUCUUUUGACAGGUAAUAAAUGUAAUUACUAACA
Molecule: messenger RNA, 1503 nt
Organism: Trichoplusia ni (cabbage looper)
Lineage: Eukaryota; Metazoa; Arthropoda; Insecta; Lepidoptera; Noctuidae
Exons: 9
Coding region: 140-1204 (354 amino acids)
Biological process (GO): mRNA splicing, via spliceosome
Cellular component (GO): cytoplasm; ASAP complex; nucleoplasm
Molecular function (GO): RNA binding
Source: RefSeq, a predicted model, not a curated record